AUGUGCAAGUCUAACAUGAAUUGCCUGCUGGUUAGCUCUUUGGGGCAAUAUCUUUGGAGUUUCCGGAUGUGGCCCGGGAACAAGUUACACAUUUUGUCUGGCAAUCUGGUGGCGUCUUGGACCAAGCUUACAGAACUCAAUGCAUCAAAGAACUUGCUGAGUGGCCUACCAGACAAUUUUGGAAGUCUGUCAAAACUCAUCCGUCUGGAUCUUCAUCAAAACAAAAUUGCUUCAAUCCCACCGUCAAUAGAGGGAUGCUCUUCUCUUGCGGAAUUCUAUAUUGGGAACAACUCCUUGUCUACUUUACCUGAUGAAAUCAGGGCACUUGGUCGCUUAGCCACAUUAGAUCUCCACUCCAACCAGCUGAAGGAGUUUCCUGUUGAGGCUUGCAAGUUACAUCUUUCAGUUCUUGACCUUUCAAAUAAUUCAUUGAGUGGAUUGCCUCCAGAGAUUGGCAAGAUGAACAGUCUGCGGAAAAUUUUGCUUAAUGGGAAUCCAAUACGGACAAUUAGAAGCUCUUUGAUUUCUGGACCUACUCCUGCUUUAUUGAAGUUUCUACGCAGUAGACUUCCACAAAACGGAGAUUCUGAGUCUAGUACUUCAUCAAAGGAGGAUGUAGUUGCUUCUGCUGCGAGAAUGUCCCUUGGUUCAAAGGAUCUCUCUCUGGAAGGGCUGGGUUUAAGUGCUGUUCCGUCAAAAGUAUGGGAAUCAGGUGAAAUUGUAAAACUUGAUCUUUCCAGGAAUUCCAUUCAGGAACUGCCAGUAGAACUUUCCUCGUGUGUCUCUGUACAGACUUUGAUUCUAUCGAAAAACAAGAUUAAGGAGUGGCCGAGUUCAAUUUUGAAAGCACUCUCAAGCCUGACAUGCUUGAAGUUGGAUAACAAUAUACUUGGACCGAUCCCAGCAGAUGGAUUUCAAGCAGUGCCAAUGCUUCAAAUACUAGAUUUAAGUUGUAAUCCAUCAUCCUUAUCCAGGAACCCAGCAUUUUCCAGCUUACGGCAUUUGCAUGAGCUUUAUCUGAGACGUGUACAACUGGGGGAAAUUCCAUCUGAUAUAUUAAGCUUAAAGCAACUAAAGGUCCUACACUUGAGCCAGAAUUCGAUCGAAUCAAUUCCAGAGGAAUUUAAACAUUUUGUUCAGCUCACUGAGUUUGACUUAUCUGACAACAAUAUUUCUGUGCUUCCUCCAGAGCUGGGCUUGCUCGAACCAACUCUACAGGUGUUGAGGCUAGAUGGCAAUCCACUGAGAAGCAUCCGGAGGCCGAUUCUGGAGAGAGGAACUAAAGCUGUUCUCAGUUAUCUGAAGGACAAACUUCCGGCCCAGUAGCUGGUUGAGCCUUCCUCUGUUUUCUGGCAGGCCAGUUCCCCCUGGCACUCCCUUUCACCAUUUUACAUCUGUUGCUUGCUGAAACUGUUGUAACAGCUUGUAUCUUAACUGUCCUGUGAAGUGUGUGUGGUUGUUGUAUUCUGAGCCCAAAUUGAGAAUCGCUGGCGAGCGAUAAUGUUCCUGAUUGUGCAAUUACACAGUUUAUGUACUUAACUAUGUUGAAUUUUAAGAAUCUAGAGUAGUCUAUGAUAAACAAUUUGAGUUAUUGGAAUCAAUUCAUUCUUGACAUGUUAUCAGAGCUGUGACCAAGAGGUGUUCUGUUUGAAUUCCGAUGACAUCAUUUGUUUCUGUUAAGCACAUGGUGUCUGGACCUAUGCAAACUUCAAGCUCAUAUAAGGU
Messenger RNA from Linum tenue, 1725 nucleotides. NCBI's taxonomy places the organism in Eukaryota, Viridiplantae, Streptophyta, Magnoliopsida, Malpighiales, Linaceae. The record is from the annotation of a GenBank genome assembly.